Messenger RNA from Panonychus citri (citrus red mite), 4289 nucleotides. Its product is annotated as ATP-binding cassette sub-family C member 4-like. Lineage: Eukaryota; Metazoa; Arthropoda; Arachnida; Trombidiformes; Tetranychidae. Gene Ontology annotation, biological process: transmembrane transport. Gene Ontology annotation, molecular function: ATP binding; ATP hydrolysis activity; ABC-type transporter activity. Gene Ontology annotation, cellular component: membrane. The record is from RefSeq and is a predicted model, not a curated record.
AUUAACUAGCUAAUAUGAGAUUUUAAUUGAGACAUUGUGAUUAAUUACGAAAUGAAUACUGAUCCAAAUCAUGGAGUUUCAAGAGCUAAAGCGACCAUUUCCUCAUGAUAACUGCAACUUUUUUCAAAAAGUUUUCUUCAUUUGGAUAUUUCCAUUAUUCCGUAUUGGAUACAAGAAGAAAGAUUUGAAUCUAAGUGACAUUUACCAAGUGAGUGUCAACGAUCAAUCAGAUCAAUUACGAGAUCAAUUAAAAGGUCAAUGGAUUAAAGAAUUGAACAAAAAGAAACCCAAUUUGGCAUUGGCGAUAUUCAAAACGUUUGGAGCAAGAUACAUAAUCUCAACGAUAAUCAUCGCUGGAUAUGAACAACUUAUUCUGAAAAUUGCUCAGCCCUUUCUUCUUGGUGCGAUAUUGGACUAUUUCAAUGGUAUCGCUUACACGGAAGGUUAUGAUAUCUAUUAUAUUUCCAUAGCUUUUUGUCUUUGCUCGGUCAUCUUUAUAAUCAGUCAUCAUGCAUGGUUAUUGUACAUAUUUCGAAUCGGUAUGCGAUCUCGUGUGGCCGUUCAAAGUUUACUCUUGGAAAAAACAUUCGUUCUUAGUAAAUCAGCUCUUUACAGUAACAAAGCGGGAAACAUAAUCAACCUAAUGUCCAACGAUGUCACCAAAUUUGAUGAGUGUGCGAUGCUUGGCCAUUCAGUGUUCAUGGCUCCUUGUGAGGCUAUUGUGAUCUCCGUCAUUCUAUUCAAUAGCCUUGGUUAUCCAUAUAUAAUUGGACUUGUUUUACUUCUCGCUUUUGUGCCCUUACAAGCGACCAUUGGAAGAGCUUUUGGAAUCGUUCGUAGAAAAACAGCAAAAUGGACUGACCAACGAAUUCGUACAAUGAGUGAGAUUAUAAGCGGAAUGAAAGUGAUCAAGUUAUAUGCUUGGGAAAAACCGUUCGCCGACAUGAUCGCCAAAAUAAGAAGAUCUGAAAUAAUGCAGAUUCGUAAAUCGUGUUCACUUAAAGCGAUCAAUUUUACUUUAAUGUUUGUCACCACGAAGACAAUUUUAUUCGCAGUUUUCAUCACUUAUGUUCUGACUGGACAUGAGUUGACCGAAAAUGUAUUCGUGACAACGGCUUUCUUUGACUCACUUCGUUUGUCACUAACUAGUCUAUUUCCGGAAGGUGUUUCUAACUUAUCGGAAGCUUUGGUUUCAUGUAAAAGAUUAACGGAUUUUCUGUUACUAGAGGAAAAGAAAGCUCUUGAUCUAAUAACAUCGAAUAGCUCAUCUAAGCAAGUCUGCAGAAAAGAUCAAAGUAAAAAGCAUUUAAAAGUUGAAAAUCUAGUGGCCACUUGGGAUGCAACCGAUGAAGAACCGACACUGAACAAGGUCACAUUCAAAGCCGAAAGUGGCAAUUUAACUCUUGUUGUUGGUGCUGUUGGAUCAGGAAAAUCGUCACUUCUUUUGGCGAUAAUGAAAGAAAUUAUUGUUAAAAGUGGAACCAUUGAUAUAAAUGGUACUUUAUCUUAUGCUUCACAAGAAUCGUGGACAUGGAAUUCAAGUAUUCGAGAUAAUAUAACAUUCGGACAAUCGUUCGAUGAGCAAAGAUACAGAAAAGUACUCGAAGUAACUGCUUUACAAAGAGAUGUAGAGAUCCUUCCUUAUGGAGAUAAGACACUUGUCGGUGAACGAGGGGUUGGAUUAAGUGGCGGUCAAAGGGCAAGAGUUAAUCUCGCCAGAGCAAUUUAUCGUGAAGCAGAUAUUUACCUAUUCGACGAUCCAUUGAGUGCUGUAGAUGCGAGUGUCGCUGCAACGAUCUUCCAAAAAUGUUUCAAAGAUUAUCUCAAGGAUAAGGUUGUUAUUUUGGUAACUCAUCAAAUUCAAUUCUUGCGACGAGCAGACAAAGUUUUAGUUUUGAAUGAAGGAAAAUCUAAAUUCUAUGAAGAUUCAUCAGAAUUUGACGAUGGACCCAUGGGAGUUGGUUUAGCUAUAACUCAGAGCCAAUCGAACGGUAAAGGGCCACAAGAGCAAACAAAACGGGAAAGGGCAGAUUCAACUACAUCAAGCAUUUCUAAUUCUGAACUGACUAUUGAGAAACAAACGCUUUUUGAUGAGCCCAGAAUCGUUGAAGAAAGUAGAAGCACCGGUGCAGUUGCCCCUCAGGUUUAUUGGGCUUACAUUAGAGCAGGAGCAAACUUAUUCACAAUAAUCAUUUGUAUUCUACUCAAUUUAGUUUCUCAGUUGCUGUUCAAUGGAACUGAUAUUUGGUUAUCUAUUUGGACUAAUGGAGUUAAAGGAGAAUCAACAGUCAAUACUAUUCCAAUGAUUUCCCUGAACGAAACCAUAAAUUCAAAUGACACUAUUAUCGAGCCUCAAGAUUCACAAUUGGCCUACAACUCGAUUGUUUACUCUGUCAUGAUUGUCGCUCUUAUGAUUACCACACUUGCCCGUUCAUUACUUUUAUUUUACAUGUGCAACUCGUCGUCAAUUAAUCUUCACAAUUCAAUCUUUUUCCGAGUCCUAAGAUCGCCAAUGUCUCUCUUUGAAAGUCAACCAAUAGGUCGUAUUCUCAAUCGAUUUUCUCGUGACCUGGGUAUCAUUGAUGAGCUUCUUCCAACCACUGUUUCCACAAUUAUCCGACUUUUAUUUCAAUCGUCAGGAAUUCUGGUCACUGUUGCUUACGUAUCUUGGUAUUUAGCUUUUCCUGCAAUAGGACUCAUCGUGUUGGCACUAAUCUGGAGGUCAUUUUAUAUUCCAACUGGACAAGCAAUUAAGCGUCUGGAAGCUAUAACUCGAAGUCCAGUCUAUUCUCAUAUUUCAUUGACAAUCGAUGGUCUUCCCACAAUCAGAGCUUUUGGAAUAGAAGAGAUGUUCAGAGAUCAGUUUCGUAUUAUCUUGAAUAACCAUUCGUCUACCUGGUUCCUUUUUCUCAGUGCAUCCAGAAGUCUAGGGAUGUGGAUCGAUUGGACUUGCGUUAUCUAUGUGACGAUCGCAACAUUCGUCCUGAUAACUAAUUCUGCAUUGAUACCCGCCGGUGACGCUGGCAUGGCCUUAUCGAAUGCUAUUGGACUUAUGGGCUUAAUGCAAUACUUUAUUCGGCAAUCGACUGAAUUUGAGAGUCAGAUGACUUCCGUUGAACGUGUUGUUGAAUAUACUAAAUUGAAUUUAGAAGCCGAGCUGGAGAGUGAGAAACCACCGCCACCCGAAUGGCCAACCAAAGGUCUAAUCAAGUUCAAUGGAGUAACACUUAAAUAUCCAACAGCACCCAAGCCAACCUUGGAAGAUAUUACAAUCACCAUCGAGCCUGGUGAAAAGAUCGGUGUUGUUGGUAGAACUGGGGCUGGUAAGAGCUCGUUGUUAUCAUGUCUUUUCAGAAUCGUGGAGUUUGAAGGAACCCUUGAAAUUGAUGGAAUAAAUAUUCAGAAUAUUGGUCUUCAUGAUUUACGGAAAAAAGUUUCAAUCAUUCCUCAAGAGCCAGUUCUUUUCGCUGGAACAGUCCGAACCAAUUUAGAUCCAUUUAAUGAGCAUAAAGACCACGAAGUAUGGGAAGCACUUGACGAUGUGCAGUUAAAAGAAACAGUUCUUGAGUUACAUGACCAUCUUGACCAUGAAAUAAGAGAAGGUGGAUCAAACUUUUCUGUUGGACAACGACAGUUGAUCUGUCUUGGUCGAGCUUUGCUUCGUAAUAAUAAAGUUCUAGUGAUUGAUGAGGCAACAGCAAAUGUCGAUCUUAAAACGGACUCUCUUAUCCAACAUACAAUUCGAACAAAAUUUUCCAAAUGUACCGUGUUAACAAUUGCCCAUCGACUAAAUACCAUCAUUGACUCUAAUCGUGUUCUUGUUUUAGAUGCAGGUCAAGUGGUUGAAUUUGAUAUUCCAUAUGAACUUUUACAGAAAAAAUCGUCAAUAUUUUCGCAACUUGUCGCUCAAACAGGAAAAUCGAUGAGCACAAAACUACUCAAGAUGGCUGCUGAUGCUCGACCACAAAAGGAAAACAUCAUGAGUGAACAUCAUGAAGAUCAUUGAGACUCUUGAAAACCCCGAAUGAUUUUGAUAAAGAACCAGAUUAGCAAUAGAAAAGUUAUCUAGAGUAUUCUUGACAAUAUCAUACACUUGAUUAUCCUGGUUCGAAGUGAGCUCGAUAUGGUUUUAUGUUUCGAACCUGAGUCCAAAUAUUAUUAAGCGCAAUAGCAUCUUGGUAGUCUUGAAUUCAUUCCAGUCACAUUUGUAUUUACAAUUUACCUGUAAAGGUGAUCAAUCAAUGGAAACAUAAUUAACAAAUUAAAUCAACGCUGAAACGAUUGACAAA